AUGCUUAACUGCAAGCCUGUCUCAAGUCCAAUGGAGGUUAAUGCAAAACUAUGUUCGGCAAUAGGAAAUAUAAUCUAUCUCACGCUAACCCGACCAGAUAUUACCUAUGAAGUUAGUGUGAUUAGUCAGUUCAUCCAGAAACCGAAGAAACCUCACAUGGAAGCUAUAAAGCGAAUAUUGAGGUACGUCAAGGGAAGUAUUGAUUAUGGUUUCCUUUACCGUAAUGAUAUAUAUUUUGAAGUUACUGGAUAUUGUGAUGCUGAUUAUGCUGGAGAUCUUAAUACACGUCGAUCAACUACUGGUUAUGUGUUCAACCUGGGUUCUGGAGCAGUUUCAUGGUGCAGUAAGAGACAACCAACAGUGUCAUUGUCAAGUACAGAAGCAGAGUAUCGAGCAUCAGCGAUGGCAACACAAGAAUGUGUAUGGCUCACCCAGCUACUAAAGGAUUUGCAUCAGCCUGUUGACUAUGGUGUAAUGUUAAGUUGCGAUAAUCAGGGUCUUGGAGGACUGAAGUUUGAGAAGUUUCGUAAACAACUUGAUAUGACCUCAAGGCUUACUCUAAGGGAGAGUGGUUGUUGA
Messenger RNA from Amaranthus tricolor (Joseph's coat), 579 nucleotides. Its product is annotated as secreted RxLR effector protein 161-like. Lineage: Eukaryota; Viridiplantae; Streptophyta; Magnoliopsida; Caryophyllales; Amaranthaceae. Bases 1 to 579 code for a protein of 192 amino acids. The transcript has 3 exons. The record is from RefSeq and is a predicted model, not a curated record.